CUCUCCGGCCCGCGGGCCGGUCUCUGCUCUGAGGGGGAAUCAGUGCGGUUUCUAGGCUGUUCUGACAUUGGAUGUGCGUUCCCGGAGCCGUUCUGUCUCACGCGGCGCCCGGGAGGAGACCUGUCGUCGCGGCUUCAGCGCAGAGGGGGAACGUGGUGACAUGCCCUCCUGAGCCGUCCAGCAGUUCAGCAUCUGUGCGGCCAACAUGGAGGCUCUCAACAUCACAAAGGACAUCAUCAAGCGACAGAUAAAGGAGAAGAGUGCCUUGUGGUUUGAGCGCCGCUAUCAUGUGAUGGAUCCGUUUAUAAAGCGUCUUGGCCUGGAGUCCGAGUUAGAGGGUCAUUCUGGGUGUGUGAACUGCCUUGAAUGGAAUGAGACGGGCCAGUUGCUGGCCUCUGGUUCGGACGAUCAGCACGCAAUUCUUUGGGAUCCUUUUAGCUGUAAGAAACUACUCACCAUGCACACUGGACACACAGCUAACAUCUUCUCAGUCAAGUUUCUGCCACAUUCUGGCGAUCGCACCCUCAUUACCGGAGCCGCUGACUCCAAAGUGCACGUCCAUGACCUGACGGUGAAAGAAACCAUUCACAUGUUUGGGGAACACACCAAUCGAGUAAAACGCAUUGCAGCGGCACCCAUGUGGCCCAACACCUUCUGGAGCGCUGCAGAGGACGGGACAGUCAGACAGUAUGACCUGAGAGAAAGCAGUAAGCGCUCGGAGGUGCUGGUGGACCUGACCGAGUACUGUGGACAGCACGUGGAAGCCAAGUGUUUGGCUGUCAAUCCUCAGGACAAUAAUUACCUGGCUGUGGGAGCCAGUGGGCCUUUUGUCCGUGUCUAUGAUGUUCGCAUGAUCCACAAUCACAGGAAGGCAGUGAAGCCGAGCUCUACAGCAGGAGUCCACACAUUUUGUGACCGGUAUAAGUCUGUGCCAGACGGAGCUGUCCAGUACUACGUGGCAGGGCAUCUUCCAGUAAAACAGCCCGAUUAUAACAACAGGCUUCGAGUGCUUGUGGCCACAUAUGUGGCCUUCAGUCCCGAUGGCACAGAGCUCCUAGUCAACAUGGGAGGAGAACAGGUUUAUUUGUUUGAUCUCACAAAUAAACAGAAACCAUAUACAUUCCUCCUGCCAAAGAAGUGUCCUUCAUCCAGUGAUUUGCAGAAUGGAAAGUCCACAACAAAUGGAGUUACAAAUGGGAUUCAUCUCCACAGUAAUGGAUUUCGGCUGGCAGACACCCGAUCACAGAGCAGUACUGCCUGUGAACUUCCAGCAUACUUAGAGAGGCUCAAACAGCAGGCAAAUGACGCAUUCUCCCGACAGCAGUGGACACAAGCCAUUCAGCUGUACAGCAAGGCUGUGUACCAGGUGCCCAGGAAUGCCAUGCUGUAUGGCAAUAGAGCAGCGGCCUUCAUGAAACGCAAGUGGGACGGAGACCAUUAUGAUGCUCUGAGAGACUGUCUGAAAGCCAUUUCUCUGAACCCUUUGCACCUGAAGGCCCAUUUCCGCCUCGCCCGCUGCCUGUUCGAGUUGAAGUACGUCACAGAAGCACUGGAGUGUCUGGAAGACUUCAAAGGACGCUUUCCUGAACAGGCACAGAGCAGUGCCUGCGAUGCCCUCGAGAGAGACAUUAAAGCUAUGCUCUUCUCUAAGAGUGAAAGCUCUGAUGAUAAGAAGAGUGGUGGUAAUGCCCCAAUCCGUAUCCGGUCCAGCGGGCGAAAGGAUUCCAUCUCAGACGAUGAAGUUGUGCUGAGAGAGCGAGGCUAUGACUAUAAAUCUCGGUUCUGCGGCCACUGCAACACGACCACUGACAUCAAAGAGGCCAACUUUUUUGGAAGUAAUGGUCAGUACAUCGUCAGUGGGUCAGACGACGGCUCCUUUUUCAUCUGGGAGAAAGCGACGACAAAUCUUGUGCGUGUUUUGCAGGGCGACGAGUCGAUCGUGAACUGUCUACAGCCACAUCCAAGGCACUGCUUUCUCGCAACCAGCGGCAUUGAUCCUGUGAUUCGCUUGUGGAGCCCGAGGCCAGAGAGUGAAGAUCAGAAUGAACGAGUAAUUGAAGACAUGGAGGGAGCUUCUCAGGCCAAUCAGCGCCGGAUGAACGCAGACCCGCUGGAGGUCAUGCUCCUGAACAUGGGCUACAGGAUUACCGGGCUGAGCAACAGUGGGGUGGCGUCGGAUGAUGAGGAAACGUCAGAGGGGCAAGUGCAGUGCAGACCAAGCUAAGCACCCUCUGGGCUGGGCUGGAGACAGCUUUCUCCAGUCAUGCAUCUGGUUGAAACACUGCACUGUUUCCCCACCCCCACCCCACUACCCCCCCCACCCCACAACCCCUUAUGUAGCAGUAAUACAGGCAGCAUUCAUAUCCUUCCCACCAGCCUCUGCCCACAGCUCCCAAUGCCAACCAGAUCCGCCAACGGAGCCUCUGAUGUUUGACUCUCGCUGCCCUCGGGAGCAGCGACUGAACCUGAACCGGGGCUGGGAUGAGUACAAUAGACUUGAAAUUGUUUCUGGUGGUUGUUUUGGGAAAGACUCGUUUGAUAAGCAGAAAUGUUUUUAAUUCUAUAGAUGCUGCUUUCAAAAGUUUGUUUAAAUAGCUCUUCCUCCUUGAUAGUGUCGCACACGCCUCUUUUGUAUCUAUUAACCAGCUGUGUGCAGUCGUUAGCCAAUAAGCAGCCAGCAAAUGGGGGUGUUAAAGGGCCUAGCUUCACCAGGUUUAAGUCCCUGAGUUAGCCUCCGUAGCCUGCAACCUUCUGUCGUCGGCUGCCUGAGGUAUAUCUGGGAAUAGCUGCCCUGUCCUGCCCUAGAUUCUCAACUAUAACGAACAAAGCACUGCAAUGCACCAGCACGUACAGCCUGCAGAGAGGUGUGAGAGAUGGAGUCCAGUUCUGUGUGUAGAGAGGACGGAAACCUUCCACAAGCGUGUGUGUGUUUUUGUGUGUACUCCUCUAACUGCAGAGCUGAGUCGGAUCAGGAAAACCAACCUCUGAGGCUGUAUAUGUGUGCCCCUACGUGCAUCUGUUUGUGUGAGAGAGUGUGUUCGCGUCUCUUCCUCUCUCCUCUUCACCCCCAUUAGUUUUAUUUUACAUUUAUCCUGAACCAGUCAUGCCACUUGUCUCUGCAUUGCCGUCUCUGGAGAGAUUGCUCGCAGUUUGUCCGCAGCUUGUGUGUUCAACUGCGCCUUGUGUGCGUGUGGGGUUGGUGCAGUGGCUUCAGCGACUAAUGGUGGCAUUACAGGAGCUUUUGAACGACUACACUGUGAAGCUGAACAUGAAAUUAAUCCUGACCCGUCAAGCAGGCUGACUGUAUUCCGAUCGUGGGUACACACGCUGGGUUGUGGCUGUCAGAUGGUGGUGAAUCAAUUCACUGCAGCUGGACUUUCCUCUGAAAGCUAUUGACUGUUAUUAGUAAAUGAUUGGCAGCUGCCCCAUCAGUUUUCUUAUAAAGCUGGUGUGACUUCAUCUCACUGACUGUUUGUUCCAUUCCUCACGAGUGUGUGUUUUCCUGGUGUCCCAGUGGGAAGUGAAAUAAUUUGUUAGUUUUCAAAUUAAAAUUGCCGUAAGGCAGGCCCUGAAAACUUAACAGGAAAAGUUUGUUCCAGAUUAGAACAUCAAUGCCAUCAGCUUUGAGUCCAUAGACCAGCGAGGUACUGGGGGAAUGUUGUAUAAUAUAGAAUCUGACCUUUGUACAUCGUGCAUUUCCUGUUUUUCUUUCAGACAGAUUGUGAGCUAAGAGUGACUCUCAUGUUCCAAAUUGUCCUCUUUUCCUUCCCACUAUCCAGACACUGAGAGGAAUCCGUUCUCUGUUACCUUUAAGUUUCCUGCAAACUUUUCUCCCGGCCCUCUCAUCCCCCCCCCCCCCCAACCACGCCUUGUACACGCAUUACAGACACCCCUUGUUCACGCUCACACACUCGCUGUGUGCUGCUGUGGGUACGUUGCACGCCCAGUGGGGGCAGGUUGGCCCAGGGUUGAGGUCAAUGUCAAUUCUGUAUUUAAAGCUUCUUCAACUAAUUUGUUGCUACAUUUGCCAUCUAUAAUUAAAAAAAAUCAAUUUCUUGAUAAGGAAUGUCUGUGAAAGCUGCUAACUGUAAAUUGAACUAGUUACUACAUGGUGGUGAUAUUUGAGUUUCAAGCCAGCGUUGAAAUGCUCGGGUUUAGCAGAGUGCUGUAUAGUUUGGUUUCAUUGCUAAUAAUUAAUUCCUACUUGUAUAGGGCUAGUGCUGUUGUUGGCUUUGAACAAGCCUGUAGUUAUUUCAGUUGUAUAUGGGUGCAAUAAAAACAAACAGAAA
Messenger RNA from Callorhinchus milii (elephant shark), 4289 nucleotides. RefSeq names its product WD and tetratricopeptide repeats 1 (gene wdtc1). NCBI's taxonomy places the organism in Eukaryota, Metazoa, Chordata, Chondrichthyes, Chimaeriformes, Callorhinchidae. The transcript has 16 exons. The record is from RefSeq and is a predicted model, not a curated record. Gene Ontology annotation, biological process: negative regulation of fatty acid biosynthetic process. Gene Ontology annotation, cellular component: Cul4-RING E3 ubiquitin ligase complex; cytoplasm. Bases 206 to 2224 code for a protein of 672 amino acids. Gene Ontology annotation, molecular function: protein binding.